This is a messenger RNA of Acinonyx jubatus (cheetah), 6621 nucleotides long. It is a transcript of the gene RASGRP3, whose product is annotated as RAS guanyl releasing protein 3. Gene Ontology annotation, molecular function: guanyl-nucleotide exchange factor activity; calcium ion binding. Gene Ontology annotation, biological process: Ras protein signal transduction; positive regulation of GTPase activity. The transcript has 19 exons. Gene Ontology annotation, cellular component: plasma membrane. The record is from RefSeq and is a predicted model, not a curated record. NCBI's taxonomy places the organism in Eukaryota, Metazoa, Chordata, Mammalia, Carnivora, Felidae. The coding region runs from base 405 to 2483 and encodes 692 amino acids.
GCAGCUAGGAAUCGCUUGCCCACUUUUUUGUUCCGAAGGAAAGGACGCAGACCAUCUGGGCCAGUGCUCAGACCCUUGGUUAGUCCUUCCUCCUCCUGAUUCCUUAACAUCUUCUUCUCUACAAGAUCAUCCCCAUCAGGAUACAGGUUCUGCAAAGUACUUAUUAUUCAAGUUGGAUAAACCAGUUCUGCAGACUGCAUCCCCAGUGCAUUUUCAAAGAAUGACAACUGCCCUUAACAUUCUUGCAGACCUGGAUACCUAUCUGUGUGAAACCAGUAGAGUCUUGGAGUAUAACUAAGGACAGACACCAGUACUAGCACAAACGUUACCAAGUUGCAUGAUUAUGGAGAUGGUCUACCUAUUGCUGAAAAUGUAUCUAGUUUUUUGACAACGGUUUAAUAACCAUGGGGUCAAGUGGACUUGGAAAAGCAGCAACACUAGACGAACUGCUGAGCACUUGCAUUGAGAUGUUUGAUGACAAUGGAGAGCUGAACAAUAGUUAUUUGCCAAGAAUAGUUCUACUGAUGCACCGAUGGUAUUUAUCUUCCACUGAAUUGGCAGAAAAACUUCUCUGCAUGUAUCGAGAUGCCAGUGGAGAAAACUGUGAUGAAUUUCGGUUAAAGAUCUGCUACUUCAUGAGGUACUGGAUUCUCAAGUUUCCUGCAGAGUUUAAUUUGGACCUUGGUUUGAUCCGUAUGACUGAAGAAUUCCGAGAAGUAGCUAGCCAACUAGGGUAUGAAAAACACAUCAGCCUCAUCGACAUAUCCAGCAUUCCUUCCUAUGACUGGAUGAGAAGAGUCACACAGAGGAAAAAAGUAUCCAAGAAGGGAAAAGCCUGUCUGCUGUUUGACCAUCUGGAGCCCAUUGAAUUGGCUGAGCACCUCACUUUUCUGGAGCAUAAAUCUUUUAGAAGGAUCUCAUUCACUGAUUACCAAAGCUAUGUCAUCCAUGGCUGCCUGGAGAAUAACCCAACCUUGGAGAGAUCUAUUGCUUUAUUUAAUGGAAUCUCUAAGUGGGUCCAGUUGAUGGUUCUUAGCAAACCAACCCCCCAGCAAAGGGCAGAAGUCAUUACAAAGUUUAUCAAUGUUGCCAAGAAGCUCCUUCAGCUCAAAAAUUUUAACACUCUGAUGGCAGUGGUGGGAGGCCUUAGUCAUAGUUCUAUCUCACGCCUCAAGGAGACCCAUUCUCAUCUUUCCUCAGAAGUUACAAAGAACUGGAACGAAAUGACAGAGCUGGUCUCCUCCAACGGCAAUUACUGCAAUUACCGCAAGGCCUUUGCCGACUGCGAGGGCUUCAAGAUUCCCAUCCUUGGCGUCCACUUGAAAGACUUGAUAGCAGUCCAUGUCAUUUUCCCAGACUGGAUGGAGGACAACAAAGUUAACAUUGUAAAAAUGCACCAGCUCUCCGUUACCCUCAGCGAACUGGUGUCUCUGCAGAAUGCCUCCCACCACUUAGAACCCAACAUGGAUUUGAUCAACCUGCUCACGCUCUCUCUGGACCUCUAUCACACAGAAGAUGAUAUUUACAAAUUGUCACUGGUGCUGGAGCCUAGAAAUUCUAAAUCGCAGCCUACCUCCCCGACAACACCCACCAAGCCUGUGGUGCCCCUGGAGUGGGCAUCAGGAGUGAUGCCAAAGCCAGACCCCACAGUCAUCAACAAGCACAUAAGGAAAUUAGUUGAGUCUGUGUUUAGAAACUAUGACCAUGACCAUGAUGGGUACAUCUCCCAAGAGGACUUUGAAAGUAUAGCUGCCAAUUUUCCCUUUUUGGAUUCCUUCUGUGUCCUGGACAAAGAUCAGGAUGGCCUAAUUAGUAAAGAUGAAAUGAUGGCUUACUUCCUGCGAGCUAAGUCCCAAUUACACUGUAAAAUGGGACCAGGAUUUGUCCAUAAUUUUCAGGAGAUGACCUAUCUCAAGCCAACCUUCUGUGAACACUGUGCAGGAUUUCUCUGGGGCAUAAUCAAGCAAGGAUACAAAUGCAAAGACUGUGGAGCCAAUUGUCACAAACAGUGCAAAGACCUCCUCGUUCUGGCCUGCAGGAGAUUUGCCCGGGUACCCUCCUUGGGCAGCAGUCAUGGGUCGCUGCCUGGAAGCCCCUCGUUGCCCCCAGUGCAGGAUGAAGUGUUCGAGUUCCCUGGCGUCACUGCAGGACACCGAGACCUGGACAGCAGAGCCAUCACAUUGGUCACAGGCUCUUCUCGCAAGAUCUCUGUGAGGCUGCAGCGUGCCACCACCAGCCAGGCCACCCAGACCGAACCCGUAUGGUCAGAAGCUGGCUGGGGGGACUCGGGGUCCCACACCUUCCCCAAAAUGAAAUCCAAGUUCCAUGACAAAGCAGCAAAGGACAAAGGUUUUGCCAAGUGGGAAAACGAGAAGCCCAGGGUGCAGGCGGGUGUGGAUGUUGUUGAUCGGGCCACUGAGUUUGAGCCUGACCAGGAUGAAGCAGAUGCUGGUGAGACCAGACAGGAUGGUGAGGAUGGCUGACUUCAGGCCGAGGACACUGGAGGCAAUCAUAUUGGCAUUUGGAAGGAGCGAGAUGAGAAACUCUGAAGAAUGCUCCAACUCAGGAAGUUAUCUGAAAAGAUACCUUGGACUUUUAUUGACUGGUGACACCGUGGGAUCUCCCUGAUUGGACUAAGGGACAGAGGAUUUCCCCCGUGAACUAUUUAUUUCCUCCUCCCUGGGCUCUAGUUAGGUGUCACAAAGAUUGAGUGAUGUAGUUGGUAGUUUUCUCAUCUAUCUUUUUCUAGAGCCAUUUUUCUAUGAGUGAAGUGAAAGCUUUUCUGCAUGUACUUGAUACUCCUUCUCUAAACUCAAACUUUAAUUUUGUUGUGAGAAUAUUAUUUCAGUAUUUUUAUAAACUUUUGGUGGGGGAGGAGUCAAUUUAGAGGUCUUUUUUUUUCUUUUGUGCUUUUUGGAGGGGACCAGGACUUAUUUUCUAGAAGGACACAGAAUCUCUUCAGAUCCUGGAAGGUGGUGGUUCUACCAACCCAAGGAGAAGAUGUUUACAUUGUUCUUACCAUACAGUUGCUAUUAGGAUAUGUAAUGAGUCAUACAUUUAUAUUCAAUAAGUCUUACCCAUUCUGCAUCAUAAGGAAGCUAUGAGACAACCAUGAAAACUCUCCUGAUAUUUAUAAUUGCCACGGGGGAAAAUUAAGUAUACUUGUCUCAUCUGACAAGGUUUAGCUAUCUUUCCUAAAACUCCUGUUAAGACUGCCAGUAAGAAAUGUGGAUGGUGAUUACAAAAUCAAUUAAAAUUUUGGGGGAUAAAAUUUAGGAGAAAAACAAACCACCAGAAAAGCAAACCACUUGGUGAAAUGAAGAACACCCAGCAGUCUUUAAAAAGUCAAAAUUUUAUUUGAAUUUUAUUUGUUACAAAAGAAAAGUUUGGGUUGUGACAGGGAACUUUUGUCCUCUUCUGAAGAAACCACCAUCCAUAAUUAAAUAGUCAUAGAAAUCUGAUCAUCAGAAACCACCUUUGAUUAAUAUUUUAUUUCAGCUUUUCAUAUAUCAAUAUUUUAAAUAUCUUCCUUUGAUCUAAAUAAUUAGAUGUGGGUCUGUUUUUUACAUGAUUAGAAGAGAGAGAACUUAGCUCAACAUGUUCAAAUAUAGAGAUUGGAUUGAGCCAGUGGGCAAGGGGAAUGACCUGGUGCCUCGUGACCAGAGAGAAGCUGGACCCACAGAGGUGCCCUGCUCUGCAUUGGGAGUUGAAGUGUGUAUACCACAUAAGACUGAAUCUGUUUCUGUGAGGGGCAGUCCCUUCAGCAAAGAAAUGCCUUUCUUCUCUUUCUGUUAGGUGAAAUUGAGGACAGUUCUAUUCCGCAAACAGUUGACCACCUGCUCUGGGCAGGUCCUGUGCUAGAUACACAAAGACAAGUAACACCCGAUCUCUGCCCUCAGGAGCUGAGAGCCUGUGGGCGUUAAGGCAAGAUGGUUCCAUAAAGUACAGUUCCAGAUUUGCUAGAACUAAUGGUGCCAAACAGACUGAGAAAUCAAUGUGCAAAUUAAAUGAAGUUAUUAGUUGAGGGAGCUUUGAUUAAACUGUGUAAUAAGAGAACUCACCAUGUACAAAGCCCCCCAGAAAGCCAGCAGCCAUCCCUAUGUGUUGGCUCUAUGUAUAUAUACUAUCUAUUCCUAUUCAUAAAUGCAAUGAAAUACAUGUUCACAAAAUUAAAAACAGAAAAUGGCAAUUUCAGUACAUGAAACAUUACUUAUAUAUGUUUUUUUAAUUUUAAGAAAAUUCAGGAAGAAACUGGGAUUCUUCUUUUUCUUCUCAAAGCAAUUAUUUCACUCAUCACUGAGUUUGGGUUAGUUUUGAGUUUUCAUAUAUAAGAAGAGUUUUAUAUUGUCAGCCUUCCUGUGACAAAGAUACCAAAUAUACCUUGAAUAAAAAAACAAAUACAAACAAAGAAAAUAAAACAAACAUAUUUAUGUGUGUGUAUGUGUAUUCAUACACAUACACAUGCAUACACUCACACACACACUACUAUUCUUACUUUGCUGAAGAGGAAUCUGUGUCCACAAUGAAGCUACCUUAUAAUUUUGAUUAUAUUAUUUACUCACAACCACUGGUGACUCUGCUGUUUCAAUGUGUCAAUUUCCCACAAUCAGUAAAAUGAGUAAAUUAGGCAAACCCAUGGAGAAGCAAAAUAAACUAUUAUAUCUGGUUUCUCCAGACCUUCCUUUUGUAGAUUUGAUGGUCACUAUCACCUUUUAGGGGAAAGGCAAAAGCAAAACCAAACUCUUAACAGUGACUGGUAUCAGGUACCAGGACAGAAUAUGUUAUAUGCUGCAAUUCAGUCUUCCUAGAGGAAUGUACAAAUCGGACUGAUGCUGUUUUAGGUCGGCCUCACCAGAGGGUGGCCCUAGUUGGUAUUGAACAGUUUUUGUUGAGUGGCUGCCUCCUUAAGCAAUAAUGUCUCCCCCUGUCCAUGGUAACAGUCUCUCCAAAGGUCCAAAGGGCUUGCUGUUUAACUUGCAAGGCAGGACUCCUGCAGAAGGGAGCGUCAACCUGUUACUGAUGGUAGGAACCUUAGCAUUUCUAAACACAUUGAUUUUUGACUGAGGAGGUAAAUUCAGUCAAAUGAAGAGAGUGCAGCCUGUCUCUGGCAUGCGAUCUACAGUCAGAUUUAAAUCUCGUUUCUGCCAGUUGUAGUCAUGAGACCCUGGGCAAGUCAGGUACCUCUCUCUGAGCCUCAGUUUCCUCCUGUGAAAGGAGAGAUUUCCCCACCUUCCUCAACAGACCUCAUAGAGCUAUUGUAAACAUCAGGUUGAAUAGUACAUGCAAAUAUCAGGUUGAACAGUAUAUGUAAAGACCUUACAAGUAAGUUAAUCUUUGCAGUUAAGCAGGUUUCUUUUCUAAAAUUGUCUGCAGGAUCCCAGACUAUAUGUUUUCAUGACUGUGUACUUUGGAGGCUCUAAACCCAACGUUUAACUAAAUUCUGCAUGAUUUAAACAACAUGAAACACAUAUUCUUAUUCCUGGCAUUAUGUGUGUGGAGGGUUAAUUCUGGUCUGUUUCCUAACACUGGCUGUUGUCUCUCUGUUUGAAAAUAGGUAGACAACAUAAAGAAACCAAAUGCGUAAAAUGUGAGUUUAGAGGAACAUAGGUCAACACAUAACUACCCUUAAGAAUUUAGUGUUAAUAGAGGCAGAGAAGAGAAAAACAAUUAACUUUUAAAAUAAAAAGUACACCAUUUAUUUGACAGCCAGAAUGUAUUUUACAACUACUGAAAGUGGUAAUAAGUGGUAAUGAGUGGAAACGAGUUGGAAUUUAAGACUCCUCGGGAAAUAGCUUCCUCCAAGCUGCAUCCAAAACUUGCUUGCUGGAGUCUAGAUGGUACUCAGACCUCAAACAAAAAUAUCUAUUUUCUUUUAAAAAUGUUAAUAACAAGCACUUUGGAAUUCACAUCUAUUCAGAAACUAAGUGACUUGCAGUUUAUACAAAAUAGCAAAAGGAAGGCAUUGCUGGGGGGCAUUCUGUAAGGCAGCUGGCCUGAACACUUCAAAAAUAAACCUAAAAGGGACCAAGCAGUUUUGGAUCAAAGGAAACACAUUAACCAAAUGAAACACAACAACCAAAUGCAAUGUUGUAAACCUUGAUGGGACUUUUAAAGCAGACACUUUGCAGGCUGCAGUUAGGGAAAUCUAAAUACGAACAUAGCAGUCCCCUUUAUCUGCAGCUCAGUUUCCAGAGUUUCAGUUACCUGCAGGUGAUACCAUUGAAGCAGGUGAUUCUCCUUCUGACCAAUUGUCAGGAGGUCAUAGGUCGAUAGUAGCCUAAUGUGACCCCUGCCUCACAACAUUCAACCUCACUAGCUUGCUUCACUCACCUCACUUCUCAUGCGGGCAUUGUGUUAUCUCACAUCGUCAGAAGAUGAAAGGUGAGUACAGCACUGUAAGAGGUUUUGAGAGACAGGGGCGCCCGGGUGGCUCAGUCGGUUAAGUUUCCGACUCCUGAUUUUGGCUCAGGUCAUGAGCUCAGGUAUGUGGUUUUGAGCCCCGCGUCGGGCUCCAUGCUGAUAGUAGAGUGUGCUUGGGAUUCUCUCACUCUCUGCCCCUCCCCCACUCAUGCUCCCUCUCUCUCCCUCUCUAAAUAAAUAAGUAAAUAAAUAAAAACUUAA